This is a messenger RNA of Hippocampus comes (tiger tail seahorse), 5102 nucleotides long. It is a transcript of the gene ankrd44, whose product is annotated as ankyrin repeat domain 44. The transcript is spliced from 28 exons. The record is from RefSeq and is a predicted model, not a curated record. NCBI's taxonomy places the organism in Eukaryota, Metazoa, Chordata, Actinopteri, Syngnathiformes, Syngnathidae. Bases 480 to 3704 code for a protein of 1074 amino acids. Gene Ontology annotation, molecular function: protein binding.
GUGUACGCGUGUUUGUUAUAGUGCACGCGCGCGUGCUGUAGGUUUGUUGAUGCUGAGGGAGCCCCUCUUACAAUGUACAGAGGAAGCAAGAGACAACCUCCAACUUCCUCCGCCUCGACUCGACUCGCCUGACCGCCUUGAGGCUCCUGCACGCCGGGGAGGAGCGAGGCUCUCCGGACACACACACUCUCGAGCCCUCCGCCCUCCAUGAGGAUUGUUCCCGGUUGCUGCCUGCCUGGUGGAGCGAGCGAGAGUUUCGGGGGUUGCCGACGCCGGGCCUCGGCGGUGGCUUGCACCGGGUCGGCCUUUUCCCAUCACCGUCAACCCGGGAGACGGUUCGGUCGCGGAGAGGAGAAGGAGGAGGACUAGGAGGUGGGAGGAGGAGGAGGAGGAGGAGGAGCGGUCCUCGCAGCCGGCAUCGCCCCGAGGUAGCAGCGCUGUCUGAAGGCUUUGGAUGAGCCGCCGUAGCCUCGGCAGUGAUGGCUGUUCUCAAACUGGCCGACCAGCCUCCUCUCAUCCAGGCCAUCUUCAGCGGAGAUCCAGAGGAGAUCCGAAUGCUCAUAUACAAGUCUGAAGACAUCAACGCUCUGGAUGCUGAGAAGCGCACUCCGCUUCACGCGGCGGCUUUCCUUCGCGAUGCCGAAAUCACUGAACUCCUCAUUCUUUCCGGCGCCCGUGUCAACGCCAAGGACAACAUGUGGCUCACCCCGCUGCAUCGCGCCGUGGCAUCACGCAGCGAGGAAGCAGUGCGAGUGUUGAUCCGCCACUCGGCCGACGUCAACGCCCGCGACAAGAACUGGCAGACGCCGCUCCAUGUGGCCGCUGCCAACAACGCUCUGCGCUGCGCCGAGAUCAUUAUCCCGAUGUUAAGCAGUGUGAACGUGUCGGACCGCGGUGGACGCACCGCUUUGCACCACGCUGCCCUCAAUGGCCACAUGGAGAUGGUGAAUCUCCUCCUUGCCAAAGGAGCCAACAUCAACGCUUUUGACAAGAAGGAUGGGCGAGCGCUGCACUGGGCAGCCUUUAUGGGUCAUUUGGAUGUGGUGUCUCUGUUGGUGAGUCAGGGGGCGGAGCUCUGCUGUAAGGACAAACGAGGGUACACGCCCCUGCACACGGCGGCAUCUAGUGGACAGAUGGCAGUGGUGAAGCAUCUGCUCAACCUCGCUGUGGAGAUCGAUGAGUCCAAUGCCUUCGGCAACACGCCGCUGCAUGUGGCGUGUUUCAACGGCCAGGACGCUGUCGUCAGCGAGCUCAUCGACUACGGCGCCAACGUCAGCCAGCCUAACAACAAAGGCUUCACGCCGCUGCACUUUGCGGCAGCUUCAACGCACGGAGCCCUCUGUCUGGAAUUUCUAGUUAACAACGGCGCCGACGUCAACGUGCAGAGUCGAGACGGGAAGAGUCCUCUCCACAUGACAGCAGUGCAUGGUCGCUUUACUCGCUCUCAGACUCUCAUCCAGAAUGGCGGAGAGAUCGACAGCGUGGACAAGGACGGCAACACGCCGCUGCACGUCGCUGCUCGCUAUGGCCACGAGCUGCUUAUCAACACGCUCAUUACCAGCGGAGCCGACUGUACCAGGCGAGGCGUCCACGGCAUGUUCCCCCUGCACAUGGCUGCCUUGAACGCUCACUCGGACUGCUGCCGCAAGUUGCUAUCCUCAGGCCGGAGAUUUAGCAUAAUGUGUAACGACUCGGUCCUGUGUGCAGGCUUUCAGAUUGACACCCCCGACAGUCAGGGAAGGACAUGCCUGCACGCCGCCGCCGCCGGAGGUAAUGUGGAGUGUGUCAAGCUGCUCCUGACGAGUGGCGGUGACCACAACAGGAGAGACAACUGCGGCAGGACUUCCCUGCACUAUGCUGCCGCCAGCCGACACUAUCAGUGUCUGGAGACGCUGGUGGUUUGCGGGACGGCAAUCAAUGCCACCGACAAGUGGGGGCGCUCCGCUCUGCAUUAUGCUGCAGCUUCCGACUUGGACAGAAGGCGACGUGUUGCUCUGGAGCCUGAAAGUGAAGGAGUUCAGGCAGAGAGGGAGAAAGAAGCAGCACUAUGUUUGGAAUUUCUGCUUCGGAGCGGAGCGACGGCCUCGCUCAAAGACAAAAAAGGAUACAGUCCUGUUCACUAUGCUGCAGCCUACGGACACAAACACUGCCUGGAGCUGCUCCUGGACAGAGAUGACGGUUACCAUGACGACCUUGAAUCUCCCAAUGCCAGGAGCCCCCUGCACCUCGCUGCGUACCACGGUCACUCCCAGGCCCUUGAGGUGCUCCUGCAGGGGGAGAGGGAGGUGGACCGGGUGGACGAAGCCGGACGCACCCCCCUGGCCAUGGCGGCGCUGAGGGGCCACGCCGACUGCGUUCACAUUCUCCUCGGGCAGGGGGCGUCGCCGCACACUUGUGACACACGGCACAGGCGCACCCCCGUACACUUGGCAGUGAUGAACGGCCAUACGACAUGUUUGCGCCUCCUGCUGGAUGAAUCGGGGAGCGCGGAGCUAGCUGACAUCGCCGACUGUCAGGGACAGACACCUCUGAUGCUCGCAGUGGCGGGAGGUCACGUCGACGCGGUCUCGUUGCUGCUUGAGCGGGAGGUGGAUGUCAACAUGGCCGACAAGCACGGCUUGACCGCGCUGCACCUCGGGCUACUAUGUGGCCAGGAGGAGUGCGUCCAGUGUCUGCUGGAGCAAGAGGCGUCCAUCUUGUUGGGCGAUGCUCAGGGUCGCACUGCCAUUCACCUCGCAGCGGCAAGAGGCCACGCCUCCUGGCUGAGCGAGCUGCUCGGCAUGACCUGCCCCGAGCUCGAUUCGCUGCCUCCACUCAGAGACCACCAAGGCUAUACGCCGCUGCACUGGGCCUGUUACCACGGUCACGAGGGCUGUGUGGAAGUUCUUCUGGAGCAGAAAGGUUGUCGCUGCAUUGAUGGGAACCCUUUCACGCCUCUGCACUGUGCUGUGGUGAAUGACCAUGAGGCUUGCGCAUCAUUGCUGCUGGAGGCAAUGGGAUCUGACAUCGCCGGCUGCAAGGAUGCUAAGGACAGGACACCUCUCCAUGCGGCGGCCUUCUCGGGUCACGUAGACUGCGUCCAGCUGCUCCUUUCCCAUGACGCGCCAGUUGACGCUGUGGACCAAUUGGGUCGCACGGCGCUGAUGAUGGCGGCCGAGAAGGGUCGCGUCGGGGCCCUUGAGGUUCUGCUGAACAGCACCAACAACUGCCUCCAUUACACCGACAAAGACAGCAACACUGCCCUGCAUCUAGCGUGUAAAAAUGGAAAGGAAGACUGUGUCCUGCUUAUUCUGGAGAAGUUACCCGAUUCUGCACAAAUAAACGCCACAAACGCUGCGCUACAAACGCCUCUCCACUUGGCGGCUCGGAGUGGACUAAAACAGGCAGUCCAGCAGCUUCUGUCCGGAGGAGCCAACAUUCAGACGGUGGACGAAAAUGGUUUGACCCCCGCUCUGGCUUGCGCGCCCAGCCGCGAGGUGGCCGACUGCCUGGCGCUCAUUCUGGCUACCAUGAUGCCUUUCUGCUCCCCUUGCAGCUCCGGCGCCCCCUCCCCUGGCGCCCUACUGAGGCUGCUGCCCCCUAAGGUGCACAAAGACCUUGCCGCGGCCGCCGCCCCACGGGACCCGCGCCGCGCCAGGAAUCCCUCCGGACCUUCCAGUGAGGGCACCACAGAGAAUGACUCUGAGGAUUCGGAAACUUUCUGACCCUUGCCGGUCAGCGGAAUUCUUCUCUUUGCCCACUUUCCGAGAAGAAGAAGUUGAGGCGUGUCAUUUGCAUGUUGCAGUUUCUCCUUUCUACACACGGGUGCUCAAAUCCAAAUUGACCUCGGUACUCGGCCUCGGGGCGGUGGCACGACUCGCCUCCCGGUCAGUUCUGUCUUUACAAGCGAGAAGAAGCCAUUUUUGAUGGUCUUUAUUUUGUACAAAACAAAGUGAAAAGGUCAAUGUGAUUUUAGCUGUUUUGAUAUUUUUGUUUCAUGUGCUAAAUAAUCAGCUUUUUACACAAUAAUCAUCAUAAUGUUGAUACUUAAUAUUCACUGGAAAGAUGUGGCGUAGGCACUGGGUCCAUUAAUGUUUUAAUACAAAAGGAGGCUUAGUCGACUCGUUCCUUGAAACAAAAAUCUGAGUGGUUAUAAUAUUUCAAAACACAGAAAAGGUGGUGGUCAUUUUCCAAGAAUAUUUGUUACGCAACAUGUUGUUGUAGUAUACCAAAUGUCACAAUUUCAUGACAAAGUUGAAGAUAAUGAAGAACGUCAAAAAUCACUUGCCAGAAGCAAGUCAGAACAGUUCAUCACUUUACAAGGUCAUGAAAUUAUGAGUAAAAAAAUUGCUAAUUUUGUUUUUAUUAGAAUCUACAAAGUCCUACUUUUACAGAAAGAAAAAUCAUAACUGUAAUUUUACAAACAUUUGAUUGGGAUUUAAAAAUUCACUCAAGUUGAAAUAUUACAACAAAAAAGCGAUCUUGAUUUUGCAAGAAUAAAUGUAAUUAUAGUGAGAAAGCUGUCAUUUAAAAGAAAAAAUCUUACGCCUAAAAGAACAAUGUCAUAAUUUUACAAAAAGUUGAAAAAUGAGCAUGUUAGAAAUCCCGAGAUGAAAAAUGGCGGAAAUAUUGUAACGAGUGUACGUUGCUUUUAUUUAUUUUAUUGUUACUUGAAGCACAAACGGUGACCGGUUGUGUCAGAAAGAUUCCCAAAAUGUGUGCACACUUUCUCGCUUCGACAUUUGCGAAUCAGGGUUAGCCGAGGUUAGCCUCUUGAAAAAAGACAAAAAUUUUGCCGAAAACAUUCCCGUUCAUCGCGCAGGUUCUCCUGACAUUAUUUCGAAAUGCAUUUCUAUUGACACGAUGGUACACACAAACUGCCAACACUUCAAUGGAAAGCCUCCGCGUGACUACCUACCAGCAAUGUGCCAUUAAAUGUGUGCCUUGAUGUCUGCUUUUUUUUUUUAAAUCAACAAUUUUUACUGGAAAAAAGAUAAAUAGUACAUAAACGUUAAAAUGUCACCCCAAUCACAACUAGCACAUUUCAUUGUCGUCAUUGAUGUGAUGGGUGUUGGGACUCUUACCAAGGAGCAUUAUGGACACACUCCAAAAAAAAAAAAAAA